UGUGACAUACACAGCUUGUACGCACAAACGCGCACACAGGCAUUAAUAUCUAUCUUCUCUUCUUCCCAGUCUCUUCUUCUCCAGAUCUCAAAUGGCUCACCCGAAACUGAAAACCCUAGUUUCUCUCUCUAUACUCAUUUCCUCUCUCCUCUCCUUCGCCAUAGCCGAUGAUGCAGCUUUCAUGUCUAAGCUCGCCAAAGCCCUCUCCAAUCCCUCCGGCUGGUCCAGCAGCACCUCUGUCUGCAAAUGGGACGGCGUCAGUUGUGACAGCUCCAACCGCGUCACCUCUAUCAACCUUGCUUCCAAGUCUCUUUCUGGCACUCUUCCUUCUGAUCUCAACUCUCUCUCUCAGCUAACUUCCCUCUCUCUUCAGGACAAUGCCCUCUCCGGUCCUUUACCGUCUCUGGCAAAUCUCUCGUCCCUUCAAAGUGUGUUUCUUGACUCCAACAAUUUCACCUCCAUUCCUGAAGGUUGCUUCCAAGGGCUCACCAGCUUGCAGACCCUCAGCUUGAGCAACAACGCCGACCUUGCACCCUGGUCGUUUCCGACUGAUUUGACCCAGUCUUCGAAUCUGGUGACUCUUGAUCUCGGAACCUCUAAUCUCGUGGGUUCUUUGCCAGAUAUUUUUGACUCCUUACCGAGCUUGCAGAAGGUGCGUCUUUCUUACAACAACCUCACUGGUGGGUUGCCUGCCUCGUUUAAUGGAUCUGAAAUUGCAAACUUAUGGCUUAACAAUCAAGUCAAUGGAUUAUCCGGUACAAUCGACGUGUUAUCAUCGAUGCCCCAGUUGUCUCAGGUCUGGCUUCAGAAGAACCAGUUCACAGGUCCCAUUCCCGACUUGUCCAACUGCAAGAGUUUGUUUGAUUUGCAGCUUCGGGACAAUCAGUUAACUGGUGUAGUCCCACCUUCUUUGAUGUCUCUCUCGAGCUUGCAGAACGUUUCUUUGGACAAUGAUAAGCUGCAGGGCCCGAUGCCUGAGUUUGGCAAAGGUGUGCAGGUUACUCUUGAGGGGAAUAGCUUUUGUAAGAGUAGUCAGGGAUCUUGUGAUGAUCGUGUUACGACGUUGCUUGAGAUCGCUGCAGCUUUUGGGUAUCCGAUUAAGUUGGCAGAUUCAUGGGAUGGCAAUGACCCCUGCAAUGAUUGGAGUUCCAUUGUGUGCACAGAUGGAAAGAUUACCACGGUGAAUAUGGCGAGGCAGAAUUUCGGGGGAACAAUUUCACCUGCAUUUGCAAAUUUAACGGAUUUAAGGAACUUGUAUCUGAAUGGCAAUAAUUUGACUGGCUCAAUACCCGAGAGCUUGACAACUUUGCCUCAACUUAAGAUUCUUGAUGUAUCUAACAACAAUCUAUCUGGAAAGGUUCCCAAGUUCUCAUCAAAGGUGAAGCUGACAUCUACUGGCAAUCUUUUGCUUGGAAAAACUAUUGGUUCCGGAGGAGGAGUAAAUGGAACUAGUCCUACCACAGGUUCUGGUGAUAUUUCACCGGCCGGAAGUCCAUCUGGAAAGGGAACUAGCACUUCCUUGUCAUCUGGCUGGAUUGCAGGUAUAGUCAUUAUUGUCCUAUUUUUUGUGGCGGUGGUGUUGUUUGUCUCUUGUAAAUGUUAUGUAAAAAAUCGUCAUCAGAAAUUUGGAAGGGUUAGCAAUCCUGAAAAUGGAAAGGGAGAUGUUAAAAUUGAUGUAUCGGGUGUUUCCAAUGGAUAUGCUGGAGUUCCUAGCGAGUUACAUAGCCAGAGCAGUGGCGACCGUAGUGACCUUCAUGUUUUUGAUGGUGGCAGUGCUACAAUUUCGAUUCAAGUUCUUCGCCAAGUAACGGAUAAUUUCAGUGAAGAUAACAUUUUGGGCAGGGGAGGAUUUGGUGUUGUUUACAAAGGGGAAUUGCAUGAUGGAACAAAAAUUGCCGUGAAGAGGAUGGAAUCUGUUGCGAUGGGAAGCAAAGGAUUGAAUGAAUUCCAAGCAGAGAUUGCAGUCCUUACUAAAGUCAGGCACAGGCAUUUGGUUGCUCUUUUAGGAUAUUGCAUUAAUGGCAAUGAAAGGCUUUUAGUUUAUGAGUACAUGCCUCAAGGCACACUAACACAGCAUCUUUUUGAAUGGCGUGAGAAGGGGUGCACUCCUCUGACUUGGAAGCAAAGGGUAGCAAUAGCUUUGGAUGUGGCAAGGGGAGUGGAAUAUUUGCAUAGCUUAGCUCAACAAAGCUUCAUUCACAGAGACUUGAAGCCUUCAAACAUACUUCUAGGUGAUGACAUGAGAGCAAAGGUCGCAGAUUUUGGGUUGGUUAAAAAUGCACCUGACGGAAAGUAUUCUGUUGAGACCCGUUUGGCUGGAACUUUUGGGUAUCUUGCACCUGAAUAUGCAGCUACUGGAAGAGUGACAACCAAAGUCGAUGUUUAUGCAUUUGGAGUUGUUUUGAUGGAACUGAUCACUGGUAGAAAGGCAUUGGAUGACACUGUCCCAGAUGAAAGGUCUCACCUAGUGUCAUGGUUCCGCAGGGUUCUAAUCAACAAAGAGAACAUCCCGAAGGCUAUUGAUCAAACUUUAGACCCGGACGAGGAGACAAUGGAGAGCAUAUAUAAGGUGGCCGAGCUUGCAGGGCACUGCACUGCUCGCGAGCCAUACCAAAGGCCAGACAUGGGCCAUGCAGUGAAUGUGCUGGUUCCUCUCGUGGAGCAGUGGAAACCAACUAACCACGAAGAAGAAGAAAGUUAUGGAAUUGACCUACACAUGAGCCUACCUCAAGCUCUGCAAAGAUGGCAAGCCAACGAAGGCACUUCUACAAUGUUCAAUGACAUGUCCCUCUCACAAACCCAAUCAAGCAUCCCUUCUAAACCUUCGGGAUUUGCAGACUCCUUUGGUUCAAUGGAUUGCAGGUGACAAGAUUGGGAUCCCGAGAAGAGACAUCAUCUAGGCACUUUUCGCUUGGUCAAAGGACGUACAAUGAAAACCGAAGGCCGUCAGGCUGCUUGAUCUAGCAGCAUCACCAAAUAGUAGCAUCACGAUUUUUUUUUAAUUAUUUGAAAUAAGUUUAUCAUUUUAAUUAAUUUUUUUGCGGGUGUUCUGGGAGUCUACGCAAGAAAAAACCCGGGUAUGUCUUAGUUUGACUUUUUGUGUCCGAGUCUUCAUUUAGUGGAAAGGUUUUGUUUUGAAGGGGGGGGGGGAGCUGGAGGUGGGAAGGGCCCGUAGGAAUGUGAAUUGUAUGUAUGAUAUUCUUUUUACGAGAUAAAAGUAUAUUUUAAUGCUUUCAAUGA
Messenger RNA from Prosopis cineraria, 3240 nucleotides. RefSeq names its product receptor-like kinase TMK4. The transcript has 2 exons. The coding region runs from base 92 to 2866 and encodes 924 amino acids. Gene Ontology annotation, biological process: protein phosphorylation. NCBI's taxonomy places the organism in Eukaryota, Viridiplantae, Streptophyta, Magnoliopsida, Fabales, Fabaceae. The record is from RefSeq and is a predicted model, not a curated record. Gene Ontology annotation, molecular function: protein binding; ATP binding; protein kinase activity.